CGGAAUUAACAUCGGAUAUCGCACAUCUUUCCGUAGCUGAGAUGCAAAUACAUGCGAGUAAACGUGAGCGCGAGGUGACCGAAGGCAGAUUAUAGCUAUACCGUGCCAAAUAUUGCGGAUGUUGCGAAAUAAAUAAAUAAUAUUUUUUUUUAUCCUAUUUCCCCCGUUUUAAAUAGACAUGGCUACCGCAGUCAUCAGAAUGUACAGUUAAAACUGAACUCAAACGAUUGUUUUAAAUGUUUCCAUUUUUGUUCACUUGGUUAGCCAUCACACCUAGAUCGAAUAAAUGAUUGUAGCUAUGAUAAUUGCAACCUGAAUUUUUCCAAGGAAAAGCGCGGAUGAGAGACAGUUCCGGAAAAUAUGAGGAUGGAGCCACAGAAUACGAGAGAUUUAGCCAAGAAUUACACGGCCGUGGAAAUAUGUUGAUUGUGGACAUAAAAUGAGGUGAUGAUGGACCAUUUUGUGUGUUGAAGUGGGCAACGAACCUGAGAACUACAAAACAUAAGGCACGCUUUUUUUGUUCGAAUUUUUGUUUGUUUUUUUUUCUUCGUUUUCUUUUCGUUUGCUUAAAACCUAACCAUCAGCUCCUGGAGCGCAACAUCACGUAUAAAAGCCAUGAAGACAAAUGUGUGCUCCAGUUAUACACGUAUUAAGUUUUGAAGCAGAUGGGAUGUAAUGUGGUGUGGUCGCGUUGAAUAUUCGCCCCCUUUUUUCCUGCUUCGUGAAGACUGGCAUUUGGUGUCUAUAGAAUGGCUCGGUUCGGAGAUGAGGUGCCGUCCAGGUACGGCGGAGGACCGGGACACGCUCAAGGGGGCCCCGGCCGCGGCGGCAGCAGGCAGGGGGGCCCGCCAGGUGCCCAACAGAGAGUGUACAAGCAGUCAAUGGCCCAGCGAGCCAGAACUAUGGCCCUGUACAACCCUAUACCGGUGCGGCAAAACUGCUUCACUGUCAACCGAUCUCUGUUCAUCUUCAGUGAGGACAACUUCGUGAGAAAAUACGCCAAAAAGAUCACCGAAUGGCCUCCAUUUGAGUACAUGAUCCUGGCUACCAUCAUUGCUAACUGCAUCGUCCUGGCCCUGGAACAGCACCUUCCAGACGGGGACAAGACACCCAUGUCCGAGCGCUUGGAGGACACAGAACCCUACUUCAUUGGCAUUUUCUGUUUCGAGUCAGGCAUUAAGAUCUUGGCUUUGGGCUUUGCUUUCCACAAGGGCUCGUACCUACGCAAUGGCUGGAACGUCAUGGACUUUGUAGUGGUGCUUACUGGAAUCCUGUCCACUGUGGGCUCAGACUUUGAUCUGAGGACGCUGCGUGCUGUUCGAGUGUUGAGACCCCUCAAACUGGUGUCUGGGAUUCCCAGCUUGCAGGUUGUGCUUAAAUCCAUCAUGAAGGCUAUGAUCCCUCUGCUGCAGAUUGGUCUGCUGCUCUUCUUUGCCAUCCUCAUGUUCGCCAUCAUUGGUCUAGAGUUCUACAUGGGCAAAUUUCACACCACUUGCUUUGACAACAUCACCGAUGAGAUACGAGAGGAGUUUCCAUGCGGAAACGAAACGAAUGCUCGGACUUGUCCUAAUGGAACAAUAUGUAAACAGUACUGGAUUGGACCCAACUACGGUAUUACCCAGUUUGACAACAUCUUGUUUGCCGUGCUAACAGUCUUCCAGUGCAUCACCAUGGAGGGCUGGACUGACCUGUUAUACUAUAGCAAUGACGCUUCAGGGAGUGCAUGGAACUGGAUGUACUUCAUCCCCCUCAUCAUCAUCGGCUCCUUCUUCAUGCUUAAUCUUGUGCUGGGUGUGUUGUCAGGAGAGUUUGCCAAAGAAAGGGAGCGUGUGGAGAACAGGAGAGAGUUUCUUAAGCUGAAGCGUCAGCAGCAGAUAGAGAGAGAGCUGAACGGAUAUCUGGAGUGGAUCUGCAAAGCAGAAGAAGUGAUUUUGGCUGACGAGGACAAUGACCCAGAUGACCGGAUGCCCUUUGACGGCUCGCGAAGGAGGCCUACCAUCAAAAAGAGUAAAGCAGACCUGCUUGAUGCAGAGGAUGGAGAUGGAGAUAUAGGUUCUCCGUUUGCACGGGGCAGUCUGAAGAGCUCGAAACUGGAGGGCUCUUCCUUUCAUAAAAAGGAGCGUCGGCUGAGAUUCUUCAUCAGACACAUAGUGAAGACGCAAGCGUUUUACUGGACCGUGCUGUGUCUGGUGGGACUCAACACACUGUGUGUAGCUGUUGUGCACUAUGACCAGCCCGAAAAGCUCUCCGACUUUCUCUACUUUGCUGAGUUCAUCUUCCUGGGGAUCUUUAUGUCAGAGAUGUGUAUUAAGAUGUAUGGGCUGGGGACCAGACCUUAUUUUCACUCCUCCUUCAACUGUUUUGACUGCAUUGUCAUUUGUGGCAGCAUUUUCGAGGUGCUCUGGUCUAUGAUCCAGCCAGGAACCUCGUUUGGGAUCAGUGUGUUACGAGCUCUCAGGUUACUGAGGAUCUUCAAAGUGACCAAGUAUUGGGCGUCUCUAAGGAACCUGGUGGUGUCUUUGUUGAACUCCAUGAAAUCCAUUAUCAGUUUACUCUUCCUCCUUUUCCUCUUCAUCGUGGUUUUUGCUCUCCUGGGCAUGCAGCUUUUUGGAGGACAGUUUAAUUUUGAAGCCGGCACACCACCAACAAACUUUGAUACUUUUCCUGCAGCAAUAAUGACAGUAUUUCAGAUCCUGACGGGUGAAGACUGGAACAUGGUCAUGUAUGAUGGGAUCGAGUCUCAGGGCGGAGUCAAGAAGGGCAUGGUCUUCUCAGUCUUCUUCAUCGUUCUCACACUCUUCGGCAACUACACUUUGCUCAAUGUGUUCUUGGCUAUCGCUGUGGACAAUCUGGCCAAUGCACAAGAGCUGACCAAGGAUGAACAGGAGGAAGAGGAAGCAGCCAAUCAGAAAAUGGCUCUUCAGGCGGCCAAGGAAGUAGCAGAGGUCAGCCCACUGUCUGCAGCCAACCUCUCCAUUGCUGCUAAGGAGCAACAGAAGAACCACAAAGGUUGUAAGUCUGUAUGGGAGCAGCGCACUAGUGAGUUGAGACGGCAAACCCUGAUGAACAGCAGAGAGGCUCUUUACAAUGAGUUGGACCCCGAAGAUCGCUGGAAGGUCUCAUACUCUCGUCACAUUCGUCCUGAUAUGAAGACACAUCUGGACCGGCCGUUGGUCGUGGACCCUCAGGAGAAUCGCAAUAACAAUACUAACAAAACUCGUCCUGGUGACGGCCAGCCCCAGCGCACUCAUCAGCUCCUGCACAAACAGCCCAAUUUCAAUGAGGGAGAGAGUGGAGGUGGAGGUGGAGGGUCUGAGCCCUGGCCAGCGUUGGAAAGGGGGGACUCCACGGGAUCUCGGCGGAGUCUUUUAGGUGCAGAGAACCAUGGGGAGGGUAGAGAGUCUCACCGCAGGCAUCAGCAUGGCGAGCGCUGCAGCCAGGCCCGUCAGCACCAUAAAGCUGCAAAGGAUGAGGGAGAGGGCGGAGGGAGGAGACACAGGAGUAAGGGCAGGGAUAGAGGACCUGAGUGUGAGCAUGCAGAUGGAGGAGAGCGGAAACACAGACAUCAUCGCCAUGAGGGUGAAGGAAGAAAAGAGAGAGGGGUGCGACAUCGUACCAGGAAGGAUGGUCAUGGCCCCACUCUCUCCACCACUCGUCCCAUUCAGAAAACCCUGUCCAGGCAGGACAGUCAGUACAGCGAGGACCUGGACAAUGCCAUGAACAACAAGCUUGCUACACAGCCGCCUAGUAACUCAACUCCUCAUGACAGUCUGCUCAAUCUGGCCAACAGUGCCCACACUGCCGGCUUGGCACAUACCGGCACCGAGAGCAGCCUCAUUCUCACCAACCCUUCUUCUACCACUGCUAAUGUUACCAGCACUGAUCAUCUGGGCAUGAACCCUGAUUACACUGCCGUAGACAUUCCCCCGAUGUUCCCCUCCAGUAACGCCAUCCUACAGGUCAACAAGAAUGCCAACACAGAACCCCUGCCCAAGAAGGAGGACACAAAGGGUGAUGAUGAUGAUGAUGAAAAAGAUGAUGGGGGGCCUAAACCCAUGCCACCCUACACCUCAAUGUUCAUUCUGACUACUACUAACCCAUUUCGGAGGUUGUGCCACUACAUCGUCACGCUCAGAUAUUUCGAGAUGUGUAUUCUUCUGGUCAUUGCAAUGAGCAGUAUUGCCCUGGCGGCCGAAGACCCUGUAUGGCCCGAAUCCCCCCGCAACAACGUCCUGCGGUACUUUGACUAUGUGUUCACUGGUGUGUUCACCUUUGAGAUGCUCAUUAAGAUGGUAGAUUUAGGUCUUGUCCUGCAUCAAGGCUCUUAUUUUCGUGACCUGUGGAACAUCCUGGACUUUAUAGUGGUUAGUGGUGCCCUGGUGGCGUUCGCCUUCACAGGAAACAAGGGAAAAGACCUCAGCACUAUCAAGUCUCUGCGUGUGCUCCGAGUACUGCGGCCUCUGAAAACCAUCAAGCGUCUGCCCAAGCUGAAGGCUGUCUUCGACUGUGUGGUGAACUCUCUGAAGAAUGUGCUGAACAUCCUCAUUGUCUACAUGCUGUUCAUGUUCAUCUUUGCUGUGGUGGCUGUGCAGCUCUUCAAAGGCCGUUUCUUCUACUGUACUGAUGAAUCGAAGGAGUUUGAGCGUGACUGCAGGGGCGAAUAUCUUGUCUAUGAAAAAGAUAACGAAGUGCGGGCGCAGAAGCGGGAAUGGAAGAAAUACGAUUUCCACUACGACAAUGUGCUCUGGGCCCUUCUCACCCUCUUCACCGUUUCUACGGGAGAGGGGUGGCCACAGGUGCUGAAACAUUCAGUGGAUGCGACCUACGAGAAUCAGGGCCCGAGUCCAGGUUAUCGGAUGGAAAUGUCCAUCUUUUACGUGGUGUACUUCGUGGUCUUCCCCUUCUUCUUCGUCAACAUCUUCGUGGCUCUUAUCAUCAUCACUUUCCAGGAGCAAGGAGAUAAAAUGAUGGAGGACUAUAGCCUGGAAAAGAAUGAGAGAGCCUGCAUAGACUUCGCCAUCAAUGCUAAACCGCUCACGCGACACAUGCCUCAGAACAAACAAACAUUCCAGUACCGCAUGUGGGAGUUUGUGGUGUCUCCUCCAUUUGAAUACACCAUCAUGGCCUUGAUUGCCCUCAACACCAUUGUCCUUAUGAUGAAGUAUGAUGGAGCAUCAAAUGCCUAUGAAGCUGUGUUAGCCAACCUGAACAUAGUGUUCACCUCACUUUUCUCCAUGGAGUGCAUACUGAAGAUCAUUGCCUUUGGAGCGCUGAACUACUUCAAAGACGCCUGGAACAUCUUCGACUGUGUGACUGUACUUGGCAGCAUCACUGAUAUUUUAGUCACAGAGCUAGGGAACAACUUCAUAAAUCUGAGUUUUCUAAGGCUCUUCCGAGCUGCUCGUCUCAUUAAGUUGCUCAGGCAGGGUGAGACCAUACGCAUCCUGCUCUGGACCUUCGUCCAGUCUUUCAAGGCUCUGCCGUAUGUGUGCCUACUCAUCGCCAUGCUGUUCUUCAUCUACGCCAUCAUUGGCAUGCAGCUGUUUGGGAACAUUGCGAUUGAGGAGGAUGGUGAGAGUGCCAUUAACCAGCACAACAACUUCAGGACUUUUUUCCAGGCCCUAAUGCUGCUCUUCAGGAGUGCUACAGGUGAGGCAUGGCACGAUAUCAUGCUGUCAUGUCUGGGAAAGAAGGUGUGUGAUCCUCUCUCUCAUACCAACGAGCCAGAAUGUGGGAGCGAGUUUGCCUACCUCUACUUUGUCUCCUUCAUCUUCCUGUGUUCUUUUCUGAUGUUGAAUCUGUUUGUGGCUGUGAUCAUGGAUAAUUUUGAGUACCUGACGCGUGACUCUUCUAUCCUGGGACCCCAUCACCUGGACGAGUAUGUGAGAAUCUGGGCGGAGUAUGAUCCAGCUGCUUGCGGGCGCAUUCAUUAUAAGGAUAUGUACAGUUUAUUGCGAGUUAUCGACCCCCCUCUGGGCUUAGGCAAGAAAUGUCCUCAUAGGGUGGCCUGCAAGAGACUGUUGCGGAUGGAUCUGCCAGUUGCUGAUGACAACACAGUGCACUUUAAUUCCACACUUAUGGCCUUAAUCCGAACUGCUCUGGACAUCAAGAUCGCCAAGGGAGGCGUAGAUAAGCACCAGAUGGAUGCUGAGCUAAGGAAGGAGAUGAUGGCGAUAUGGCCUAAUCUCUCUCAGAAGAAUCUGGACCUUCUGGUCACACCCCACAAGUCGACAGACCUGACAGUGGGAAAGAUCUACGCUGCCAUGAUGAUCAUGGAGUAUUAUAGGCAAAGUAAAGCCAAACGGACACAGGCUCUCCAUGAUGAACAGAAUCGAACGCCAUUAAUGUUUCAGCGUCUGGAGCCGCCGUCUCCAAGCCAGGAUGUGGGACAGGGACUCACUGGCCUUCCUGAAACACAGCAGCACCCUGCAAAUCAUCUGCCUGUUGAUGAAAGGAUCCCAGAGAGCCAAUCAUGGGUGACGGCGCGAGCCCAAGAGAUGUCUCAGAAAGCAGGAAGCUGGAGUCCUGAAGGCCAACACCCAGACAACCCCGCAGAUAACCGCAGACAAUCUCAGACAGUAGAGAUGAGAGAGAUGGGGCGGGACGGGUACUCGGACACUGAGCACUAUCUGCCGAUGGAAGGCCAUGGCAGGGCUGCUUCCAUGCCUCGACUCCCAGCAGACAACCAACAGCCACGGAGGAAAGGACGGCACCGGGGAGAUAAUCUCACUACCAUCACAGAUAACAGCCCAAUGAAGCGUUCAGCUUCGUCUUUGGGCCACGGGCGUCAAGGCCGCUCAAUGCGGGGUGAGGACUACGUCAUGGACAGGGUUAUCCCAGAAGAGGGUCACAGACAUGGGCAUCGCCACCGAGACCGCAGUCACCGCGCAUCGGAGCGCUCUCUGAGCCGCUACACUGAUGCUGACACAGGUCUUGGCACUGACCUCAGUACCACCACACAGUCAGGAGACCUGCCAUCCAAGGAGAGGGACCGGGGCCGGGCCAAAGACCGCAAGCACCACCAUCAUCACCAUCACCAUCACGGUUCACUAGAUAAGGAGCACUACGGACACGAGAGAGAACGAGGGGACUACGGCCACAGAGGGUCUAGAGAGAGAGACCGCCGCUGGUCCCGCUCACCGAGUGAGGGCAGAGAGUGCCUGACUCACAGACAGGGCAGUAGUUCAGUAAGCGGCAGUCCAGUCCCCUCCACCUCUGGGACCAGCACGCCCCGCCGCGGCCGGCGUCAGCUUCCCCAAACCCCUACGCCCCGACCCCACGUCACCUACUCUCCCGUGGUCCGUAAGCCCAUGGCGGCACCCCCUCCGGGCCAGCAGAACCGACUCCCCACCCCGACCUCUCGUCGGUUCAGCCCGCCCGGCCCCGAGCCCCCGCUUCCCCCUCCCCACCACGGCUCUCCUCGCUCGGCCCGUCACGCGCACUGGGGCCCUGGCCCCACGGAGAGCGUGGAGGGCGACGGUUUCUACGACGACCAAGACUACGAGUUCAAUCACCACGAGCCUCCGUCCUACGAGCAGAGCCCGGUGCAGGGCAACCCUCACCCACAUUCCCCCAGGACUUCCCGCCACAGCACCCCCCCUCAGGGCCAGUCACAUCCGAGGCGCAUGCCAAACGGCUACCGCUCGUCCUCGCCCUCGCCCCACCACCACACCCCAGCCCACCCGGGAACUCAUAAGCCUCCUCAUCCCAGAGGGCCCAGGAAGGGCCUCCACGAACCCUACAGUGAGACUGAUGAGGACGACUGGUGCUAGCCUCUGGGACGGGGAGGGCUGAGUCCUGAAGCGAUACUUUGUCCGGGGAAACACUAGGCAGUGCGCUGAAUGUCCACAGGGGAAAUCAAGGCAUGAUUCCUUUCUUUCUAUUUCUCAUUUCUUUUCCGAUUCCUCUGCUGCCGAGUGUUUCCCUCAAAGCGACGGACCGCUGGCAGUGAAUACGAAGACUUACGAAUACGAAAUCCUGUUCUUAGCCUUUUUUCUGAAGAAUUCAAAUAUGUUUUGAUAAGGAGGAGGAAUGUCUGAACUUUUUUUUCCCCAAGGACAUUUCACGCAGUCCCUCCGGAAAAGAGAGGCUAUAAACUCUUUAGCACUCGAUUGCAAACAAACAAACAAACAAACAAACAAACAAAAAAAGGAGGUGGAUCACUUUUUAUUUCGCUGAACUUGACUGGAGAUUCGUUUAUUGCAAAAAUCAGUCCAGAUGCUGGGAAAUAUCGAUGAGUUUUAUCAUCCGUGUUUACUGUUAAUAAUCAUCCCAGUGAGGGGGAGGCGUUCGCCCGUGUGGGUAAGUUGUGGGUGAAGUUGGAGAUGGGCGGUGGUGAACUCACCUGAACUAAAACGGGAAAGCCCACCCUGCACUUCAGACCCCCAAACGCAAGAAAGAAGAAUCACAAACAAAAAAAAAGAAUAAUAAUAAUAAUAAUAAUAGGAGAGAAAAAAAUGAAAAGCUCCUCACUCUUUCUUCUUCUACGGCUUCGUCUUCUGCUUCUCAUUGGAAACAUUGGAGUUUGAAUCUUCUGUUGCACUGCCCAGCUUUGUUUGAACUCCCAGAAAAUAAAUCCCUUGGAAAUCCUGCAUGAUUGAAAAAAAAGAGAAAAAAAAAACGAGUUUAAAAAAAAUACAUAAAGAAACUUUGGAUAAAAAAGGGGGAAGGGGGAUCGAUUCCUUGGCUCUUUUGUCAUGUCCGUGACGUUCUCUCUCUCUCUCUCCCAUCAGCACCCUCCCUCUCUCUCACGCCUCUCUGAGAUCCCUCUCUCCUGAAGGAGAAAAGGGAAGAAGAAGCCAUUGCUAAGGUUCAAACGUGACCAGAGAGAUGUUCGCAAUGUUUUCUACCAGAUUUGGUGCCAAAUUUGCGAAUCAAAAAUAAAUGGAUAGCACAGUUAUUUUGAAGCUUGACAUUUUAUAACCUUUUUAUUUACAUUCCUCUAUCGAUGUAUAGAUGAUUUGCUUACUUGCACAAAAAAACGCAGAUAUAGUAGCACAUAAAAUACACAAACAUAUAAAGGACAUAAGCGAUUCUUUUCCCUUACACCGCCGUAAACGUGCUCUUCCAGUCUUCCAGGGUAAACGCAGAGACAGCGAGAAGAGGGGGGAAAAAGAGAGAGAGAGAACCUCUCCAUCUUUACAUAUGAUUUCACGUCAAUAAUGACAAUGUGUGUAUAAAGAUGAUCGCAUAAUUGAUGAUGAUGGUGGUGAUGAAGAUGAUAAUGAUGAUGAUGAUGCUUAUAAUUUGUUUUUUCUACCUGUUUUUGUAUUUGACUCAGCUGCUCUUUGUAUCGCCAUACUUGUUUUUGUGUGAGUUUUGUGUAGAUGGUGUGUGGAGCUCUGUGAUAGUGAUCCAUUAUGGGCCAAGACAGAAACCCAUCUGACCUUCAGCCGACGUCCUCGGUAGCACGACGACUUCGGAUGUUUCCAUGGAAACACUUUCUCAGCCAUAUCAUUGAGCGUUAAUGACAGUUUGAAGCAUGCAUCUGAUCUCGAGUCUCUGUAACUGUGAACACUUUUUAUCAAGACGGAAAAAAAAGAAAGUAGAGGAAGAGCUGACUAGUUAUCGACUAUAUUGCUAUAAACGUGUUAUAUACAUCUUUAAAGAGCAUUUAGAUAUUAGCUAGGUAAACAAGGAUUGGUUAGGUUGGCAUCAAAUUCUUUUUUAUUUAUUUACAUUCACUCUUUUAAUAAUAAUAUUCAUUUUUAAAGAUGAUUUAAUUUAUUUGUUUAAAUUAUUUUUAUAAUGAUCUUUUUAGACUUGUUUUUCUUACUUUUAAACCAGUGGUUCUUAGCCCCCAAAAACGAUAUAUUAAAUGAUGAUUUUAUUGAAAUUAAAUUAUUGAAAGUAUUAAAAUUAUUUAUUAAAAUUAUCUAUAAAUUAAAUAAUAUAUUUAAAUAGAUUUAAGAUAUUACAGAUUGAGAACCACUGCUUUAAACUGACCUAAAAAAAAUUCCCAAGACAUUUUAAUGCGCGGUGAGAAGGUAACUGAGCUCCACUACCUCUACUAGAUCAGCAGAUGGCGCUGUGAUCCACAUUGUUCUGCAGCCAGUGGUUCUGGCUCUGUCAGUCUCACCUUUUUCUGUUUCAUGUUUAUGUCAAUGAGCUGUACACUGAGAGUAGUACUAUGUGUCUGUCACCGAUGGUGCACCGUUCUGUGUUCAGGAAAUGUAACACAGCCAAUCAAACUGCACAGGAACAUGUAACACAGCCAAUCAAAUUGCAUGGGUGAAACAAUGACCGGGCCUUUUCUGCCAAAACUUGUCUCUUGUGUCCCACUAAUCUUUGUGUCCUUUCGGCCCAUACGACCAUCGCCAUCUCCGUCUUCUUUACGAGGCAGAUCCUCUGUGGAAUGACUCGGCAUACACAGACACGCUGCCGAAAGAGUCCAACUUUGCAGCAUGUGCAAAUUAGACGAUGUAUGUAGCAUUCACUAACAUAAUAUCACGCACAAUCCCGCUCGCGCGAGUCCUGUAUGUAGCAUAACUGACGAAACUGGUAAGUCCGUGGCUCUCCUUUUGAGACCGUAGGUUUAAACGUGUCCACAGCCGGUGAGUAUAUUGUCCUUGAGGAUGUAAACAUCCGACUUUCAUGUCUCCCCUUGCUAGUUGAGCGUUAUUAGCGUUUGUUGUCAUUCUUUCUUUGAGAACUACAUUCUUAGGAAUGUAUUACUGAGAUUAAUCAGUGCCUUAUUCGCCUAUAUUUAGACCUCACAUCGCACCUUUACACGUUCAGCUUCAUGAGACGACUUUAUAUAUAUAUAUAUAUAUAUAUAUAUAUAUAUAUAUAUAUAUAUAGGAGAGUACCUAUAUAUGCAAUACCAACUGGUUUUGAGUUCCAGGAAGCGUCGAGGAAACGAUGUGUCUCUGUGAAAGGUGUGUGUAUAUGUUGUUUGCGAUCAGUUCCAUGAUGUGUUUGACAAAAUUCACCAAGCCAACGAUUAUCAGUCAUCCUCAUCUGCAUGCACGAUGUUCUCUCAACGUCUUGCUGUGCGUGUGGCUGUGAGAGAAAAGACGAGAUAGGACACUGACAUCUCUCAUCGUCUGUCGUAACUGAUCAUCACUAACAACAUCAGUUCACGUUUGGCAAAACAAGUGACAGGUAAAAAUACAACGCCGAUGUGGGAGUCACACUGUAAAAAGAAGAAACUAAAAAUAAGCAAGUUUUUGUCAGAAAAAAAAAAAAUGUAGAGAAGCAUUUACCUCGAGAACUGCAUGUGCAACGUGCAUGCCACAGCGUUUGAUAAAAAGUCAACUGCAGGAAUACAAAAAAAUACGAAAUGUUUUGUAGAAAAACACACAAGUACAGAUAAAUCUUUUUUCUAAAGUAAUAUAUUCCUUUAUGCUCUAUUUUUUAAAACAAAAAAAAAAAAACAACGGCAUAUACCGAGGAGGAAAAUCACUUUGAUGCAAUUUGAAAGUUAUUUCUUUUUUUUUUUUUUUAGCUGUUUUUCUGCCAACUAGAAGGAGAGACACUUCAACACUAUGUUCAGGGCACGUCAAUAUGACUACUGUCACACACACAAAAAAAGAAAGAAAUAAAAGAGUCAAGAAUACAA
Messenger RNA from Puntigrus tetrazona (Sumatra barb), 11560 nucleotides. It is a transcript of the gene cacna1aa, whose product is annotated as calcium channel, voltage-dependent, P/Q type, alpha 1A subunit, a. NCBI's taxonomy places the organism in Eukaryota, Metazoa, Chordata, Actinopteri, Cypriniformes, Cyprinidae. Gene Ontology annotation, cellular component: neuronal cell body; membrane; voltage-gated calcium channel complex. Gene Ontology annotation, molecular function: high voltage-gated calcium channel activity. The record is from RefSeq and is a predicted model, not a curated record. Gene Ontology annotation, biological process: chemical synaptic transmission; calcium ion import across plasma membrane.